This is a messenger RNA of Penicillium canariense, 1806 nucleotides long. It is a transcript of the gene ptcF, whose product is annotated as type 2C protein phosphatase ptcF. The transcript has 3 exons. The record is from RefSeq and is a predicted model, not a curated record. Gene Ontology annotation, molecular function: protein serine/threonine phosphatase activity. Bases 1 to 1806 code for a protein of 601 amino acids. Gene Ontology annotation, biological process: protein dephosphorylation. Lineage: Eukaryota; Fungi; Ascomycota; Eurotiomycetes; Eurotiales; Aspergillaceae.
AUGCGUCGGGCGGCUGUCCAGGCGUUCCGUACUGCUCGGCGUGCACCAGUAUGGAAAUUCGCCAGUAAGCGGCCGUGCUCGCUCACCCUCACCCACCACUCGAGCCGAGGUCUGCGAUCAUAUUCGGGAGGCCGACGCCCGUUCCUAGCUCCAGCGGCCUCGCAGUCCUCCAUGCAUCUCCGCAGGUUCUCGCUUGCCGUUAUCUCGACUGUUGUCGCCUCUGGAGCGUGGUAUGCGUAUCGAGGUGACGGCACAGCACAGUCACUAGCAACACAGAUUCGAGGAUUUGCCUCGAGCGCAAUCACAUCUGCUCACGCUGAGAACCCAUCAGAGUCGACCCGCCGAGCUCUUCUCGUGAGCAACGAUCAGUUCUACACCGCAACCCUUUCCGGAGACGAGCCGUUGUCGAAAAACACCGACGACUCCGAUCGACGCGUUCUAAACAUGUUGACGCCGGAACAAGCUACAGAGAAGCUGCGCAAGAAUGAGGAGUCAUAUUUGGUGAACAGAGGCAAGGGGGUGGUUCGAUACGACAUCGUUCAGGUUCCGAGCAACUCGCCCAUUGAGGACGAUCAUGCAGAGAAGAUAGUCGAGGUGUCAUCAUCCACGGCGGCCAACACGAAUGGAGAGCCGAACAGCGACUGGAUGUUCUGGGCGGUUUUCGAUGGUCAUUCGGGUUGGACGACAUCCGCCAAGUUGCGAAAUGUCCUUAUUUCGUACGUUGCGCGAGAGCUCAAUACCACGUACAAGGCUGCUGCGGCCGACCCAGCAGUACUAGUACCAUCGUCCGAGGCAAUUGACAAUGCCAUCAAGCAGGGCUUUGUCCGUCUCGAUUACGAUAUUGUGCAUGAGAGCGUGGACAAGGUUCUGAAAUCUAACUCGCGUCGCAUGGCUGCUGAGCUCCUCGCACCCGCCCUCUCGGGUUCUUGCGCUCUUCUGAGCUUCUAUGACUCUCAAUCCAAGGAUCUCAAAGUUGCGGUUGCCGGUGACUCGCGCGCAGUCCUCGGUCGCCGAGGCCCCAAUGGAAAAUGGACUGCCACCGCUCUGUCUGAAGAUCUUACCGGCGGUACCCCUUCUGAAGUGAAGCGCUUACAAGAAGAACACCCAGGCGAGCAGUAUGUUACCAGAAAUGGCCGCAUCCUGGGUGGCCUAGAGCCUAGCCGUGCUUUCGGUGAUGCUUUCUACAAGUGGAGCAAGGACGUUCAACUAAAGAUAAAACGACAGUUUUUCGGCCGAACACCCCAUCCCCUUUUGAAGACUCCCCCUUAUGUUACCGCUGAGCCUGUCAUUACUACUACCAAGAUGGACCCCUCUCAAGGCGACUUUAUCGUCAUGGCCACUGAUGGUCUCUGGGAGAUGCUGAGCAAUGAGGAAGUUGUUGGUCUGGUUGGUCAAUGGCUGGAGCAACAGCAAUCUGGUAGUGGUGGAUCCAAGGCCUGGCUGCAAAGCUGGUUCAGCUUCGACAGCCAAAAGCAAUUGCCCGUCGAACCGGCCAAGGGUCAAUCUACUGAGGGCCAGCGCCGCCCAAUCCGCCAACAGCAAUAUGAUAUCUCUGGCGCAGCGAGCCGAUUUGUUGUCGAGGACAAGAAUGCAGCCACUCAUCUCGUGCGCAAUGCCAUGGGUGGGAAGGAUAAGGAUAUGGUCUGUGCCCUGUUGACACUGCCAAGCCCAUACUCUCGCCGAUACCGUGAUGAUGUCACUGUCGAAGUUAUCUUCUUUGGCCAAGGCCCUGAUUCCCGCACCGGCACUGUCGAGAUCAACAAGGAGGCUACCGCUUCAGAGGAACCCCCUAAGGCGAAGCUGUAA